Messenger RNA from Danio rerio (zebrafish), 5226 nucleotides. Lineage: Eukaryota; Metazoa; Chordata; Actinopteri; Cypriniformes; Danionidae. The record is from RefSeq and is a predicted model, not a curated record.
CUGCGCGCUCCCGCUACUACACGACAACACAAUACAACAGCAGCAGCACAACACAAGCUGUCGCGGAGCGAGACAGUCUAUCACCUACUGCCUGCACAUCCACUGACCAGCAUAUUUCCUUUUAAUGCCUUUAUCAACCGUAACGAUGUAGUUAAUGACAGAAGAAUCCGACAAGACUGUGUUUCAUCAUCAUCGUCGUUAGCUUAGCUUUUCAUUUCAGGCAGUGGCGGAUUCCAGCAGUGGCUAACGGCUAUCAGCUCCAACAACAGAAGCAACCGAAGAUGAGCAAAUAAAAGUGAUGCUUGUCCACCGCGUAUGACCAAAGCUACCGUCAAGGCUUACAGGACUGCUUAGAAUUGACGCCAAGAUGAUGAAGAAAAAGAAGUUUAAGUUCAGAGUGGAUUUUGAGCUGGACGAGCUGUCCUCUGUUCCGUUCGUGAACGGAGUUCUGUUCUGUAAAGUCCGACUGCUCGACGGCGGAUUCUCAGAAGAAUCUUCGCGGGAGACGGUCCAGGCAAACUGUGUACACUGGAGAAAACGAUUCUCCUUUCCCUGUAAAAUGAGCGCUAACGCUGGAACUGGAGUCCUUGACCCAUGUGUGUGUCGAGUUUCGGUCAGAAAGGAACUUAAAGGUGGAAAGACUUAUGCGAAGCUGGGUUUUGCUGAUCUCAACCUGGCUGAGUUUGCAGGAUCGGGUAGCACCACACGCAGGUGUCUGUUGGAGGGUUACGACACCAAAAACACUAGACAGGACAACUCCAUCCUUAAGGUGAUUAUUAGCACACAGCUGAUGUCCGGAGACCCCUGUUUCAAAACGCCUCCGUCAACUGCCACCGUAAUAGGCAUUCAGGGAGAUCCUGAGGGCCUACUGGAAGACAGGAAAGGAGGAGACACACAAAAACCUUUUCUGAGCCUCUCAGGCUAUAGCACGAGUCACUCUCGUUCCUCCAGUCUGUCAGAGUUCUCCCACAGGAGAAACACUUCCAUCGGCAGUGCUUCCACUGGCAUUGCCAGCAUCCCUGAACCCAGUGAGGAGAGCGAGCAAACUACAGUGCCCCCUACUGCCCCGGGAGUCUGCACUGCUGUGCCUGAACACCCAUCAACCCCUGACAGAGCUGCCAGCAGAUACCCAGUGAAACAGGACUCCAUGGAGUCUCAGCUGAAAAGGAUGGAUGCCACGCGGGUGGAUGCAGAUGAUGUAGUAGAGAAGAUCCUGCAAAGCCAGGAUUUCACCCACAGUCUGCUGGACUCCAGCGCUGAAGAGGAAGGUCUGCGCUUGUUUGUGGGUCCUGGUGGGAGCACAGCACUUGGUAGUCACCAUCUUCCUGCCAGGGUUGGUGCUGGUGCCUACGAACAGGUGGUGAUUAAACGCUAGGGUUGAGAGAUGCCAGAAGGAAAAGUGUCAAAAACCAAAGUCUGUUUCGUGGGAGGAGAAAAUGGACGAAGAGAUUCAGACAUGUUCGUCUCCUCUCACAUUAAGAGUGUUUGUCACGAACCGGUUUCAGCCUCUCAGUAAAGCGGCGCCCUCUGCUGGCUACAUAAAGAACCGACAGCUCCUCUUUGCGAGGCUGCCAUUAUUGGUGUCUGUGUUUCACUGUGAGGUAAAGUCCGUCUGCUAAUAUGUUUGCAUUGCAAAAUCAGAGAGCGUUCCCACUAUUUUACUCGCUGAUUUUUAGAAGAAAAAUUAUUAUAUGACAUUAUUUUAGUAAGAUAUGUUUAUUUUAUCAAUGUUUACAUGUUUGUGAGCCAUUUCGAAGGAUUUUAAACAUCUUUACAGUAUGUAUUAGGUGUAUACUCUGUAGAUGUUGAGCUCUUAGUCCAUUUUGUCGUCAUCUCAUCACUGUACUAUUGGAAAUCAAACCGUCAUCCUCCACUCGCAGCGUCGUGAAGCGUCUGACAGAUGAAGCCGUUUUCAGACUUGAAACACGUCCAGUUGGAUAGCACUUUGAAUUGAAGGACUUUACACAGGCUUUCUAUGUGUCUUUAUAGUUGUAGUUGGUUUUGAGGCUGAGCUGUUAAACUCGUACACGUUAAAUGUGUAUCUCUACUUUUAUUGCAGAAAAUAAGCAGUUAACUCCUACAGUCGCAUUACAGAAGUCAUCUCAAAAAAUUAGAUUUAUAUACACAGACUAUUUAAAAUCCAGACAGGUGAAUAUAUGAUGUUUGCCAGCAGUCAGUGACAUUUGAUGAUGAUGACAUUCUGUAUGCAAUGAUCUCGAACCAAAUUCCUGGGGAGCCACAGCUCCUACCACCUUCAAAUCACACCUGCAUAAUAGUCUCUAGUACUCCUUGAUUAUUUGGAUAAGCUGUGUUUGAUUAGGGUUGGAGCAAAAUUGUCCAGAGCUGCUGGUUCCAGGAAUCAAGUUUGAGAUCUAUGCUGUAAUGUAGUGUAAGCCAAGAUGUUCUAAAGCUACAAUUAGUAACAAGGCAGCACAGAACAAAGCAUUUAACCAUUACAGCAAUGCUUGAAAGUUUUAGCACAAGGCUCUGGAGCUCGUCCGAUCCUCUCUAUAACACUACAAAAACAUAUUAUCCAUGUUUUUGUAGCUACUUGAUGUAUCACUAAAAUGAAGGUAUUUUAAUGGCUAUUUUCUGUAAGAUCAGCAAUCAGAGUAUCAAAAGUGCUUCAGCAGUUUUAUGUGACCGUAUGCCCAGAUCAUCUGAGAAGCCAUUUGAUGUUUUAUAAAUGUAAACUCACAUGCCUCUGUGAUUUUUGAUUGUGUGUGUGUGUGUAGGGGGAUCCAGCAAGUGUGUGUACAAUUGUUAUUGUUGCACUUGAUUAUAUCAUAAAUGUCUAGAGUUCUAGUGUAGAAAUGCAUGGGUGUCACACCUACUCAAUGUGUCUGAAGCAUUUUGUGUGGUCUUUGCUAUCUCCAUCUUGUUGAUCCAGGUUUAUCGAGAUUCAAACACUACUAAACGAAAAGAAAUACUGAUCAAAAGCUUUGAUUCGUUUUGGCCAUAUGUCUCAGGUUUAUUAGUUUUGUUUUUCGCAAUUACUGCACAAAUAUCAAAGCACCACACUGCGAAUGUAUGGGGAUCCUAAAGAGACAAAGCAAUGAGAGGAAUAUUGAGAUGAGAUGUAAAAUUGUAGUCUCUGUAAAUCUCUAGUCUCUUACAAUUAUUUUAGUUCACUAAAGAAAUUUUGGGUUCACUCAAAAACCUUUCAGUUUGCCCAAGAAACAAACAUUUCAGGGCUUUUGUAAUCUAUUGCAAAUGUUUUGUUCCACCAAAGGAGCUUUACUUUGUUUUCAAAAUAUUUAUGAUUUUUUAAAAAAAAAAAAAAUCUUUUUUUGCAUGUUUUUUUUUUUUUUUUGUUCCCCGGAGACUUGACAUUUGUUUGUCCAAGAUACUUUGCAUUCUCUCAUAGGAAAUUAGAAUAUAUUUUAUAGUAUUUGAAUUAGAGUAUUUUAUUAAAUGUUUAAAAAUAAAAGUAAAGUUUCCAAGAAAAACAUUUCCAUUUACAUAUCUGCAUAGAACAGGGGUGCCCAAACUUUUUCAUAACAAGAAAACCAAUAACAUUGAGAGCCAUAGUCAAUAUACCAAACUAUAUUAUAUUAAAGUUGUCAUGGCUAAGUUAUUUAAUAAUGUUUCAAAAUAAAUAGAAAACCUUACUUUAAAUGCUAUUAGUUAAUACAGUAUAACUUUUUAAAUUAUUACAAUCAAACAUAAACAAUGACAUUUAUAACACAGUAGCGUUCAAUGCUGAAUUCACUGGUCAAGCAGAAUCUGCCUUUCUCAUGAUUUGCUCAUCAAAGUCUCUGCCAUUUAAUUCAGGGGUGCCCAAACCUUUUCUUAUGAAGGGCCAAGGAACAAAUUUGAUUGAGGGUGGUCGGCCAAAGCUAAAUAUGCCAAACUGAAUUACAUUAAAGCCUCCUACUUUAAUAAUAAUUAAAUCAAUAGAAAAAGACUUUUAUUUUAUUAUUAAUGCCAACAUAUUUUAUACUAUACUAGUAAUACAAUAAAACAAUAAUUACCUCAUUUAUAACACAAUGGAGUCUAUGCUUUUUUAUUUACAAAAACAACCAUUUUUCAGUUGUUUUCCAUGUGACACAAUAUAGAGUAUGUCAACAUCUAAAAAAUGUGUUUAAGGGUGUCAUGACCCUUUAAAAAAUCCAAUUAAUUCACAACAUUUAACUGAAACUUUUAAUUUCACUUAACUUUUUUGUAGUUCAUCAAUUAAACGAAUGUAAGGUUUAGUGAAAUAAAAAAUGACGAUCUCUGUUGAAGGCAUUCGCCCCAACCUUCGCCAUUUUUCUUCCUCUCUUCUCAGAUUGGAUGGGGGGCCAAUUGAAAGGUUACUAUGGGCCAACUUUGGUCCGCGGGCCCUACUUUGGGCAUCUCUGAUUUAAUUGAAACAUUUAAUUUCAGUUAAAAAAUGUAUAAUAAUAAUUGCAUUAAAUUUGAUUUGUCAAUCCCAAAACCAUCCCCAUCGUUCUCCCUCUCGUCUCAGAUGGGUUGUUGGGCAAAAUUAAAGUUUACCAUGGGCCAACUUUGGCCGCCGGGCACUAGUUUGGGCAUCUCUGGCGUAGAACUUUGUCCAGGAAAUGUUGCGUUCACUUGGAAUAAACUUUUUAUUUCAGUGCCUUUGCAUUCUCUUACAAAACUUUGUUCAGUGGCAAAGUCUUUGUUUGCUCAGAAAUCAUUCGAACAACUCUGUUCAUUGGAAGAAAUUCUCAGCAGAUUGCAAAAACAAAGUAUCUUUGACGAUUUUAAUAUUUUACAAUUUAUCAUAUAAUUUUCCAUCAUCAUGACCCUUUAAGGCCUCGGUAGCAAGUGCUUCUAAAUAUCAGUAUACACAGAUGUUAUCUGUGAUAUUUCGACUUCAUUACAUUUCAGAAUCCACUCAGUAAUACGCGCGUUUUACUUUAAACUUGAUUUUUUUUAUUGAUCUACUGCCAAAAUGAAAGUCUAUUUUUAUGUAUGUUUAUUAAGAUUAAUACUGUCGUCCCCCCUCACAUUUCUUCCCCAGCUACUCUUACAUAACCUGUAAGCAAGUCCUGGUACUUUACAUGUUGUAAAAACAUGGUGGCUUUAUCUCUUCUGUGAAGUUUCUGGUCUUUGUAAUUGUACUGUGUGUAAUGUUGACAAUGUAAAGGUGACAUUGCUUUGUCCUGCAAUGUUGUGUUCUGACUUUUGACCAAUAGUGGCUUCCAUGCCAUGUGUUCUGUUAUGAUGCUGGUAAGGUAUGUACCACGCACUGUUCAAUAAAACCACAUUUCAAAGAAA